AUGGCCUCGUCUCGUUGGUGGCUCUAUGUGCAGGCCAUCUUUUGGCGGUUUCUGAUGCGCAUCGGCAUGUUCCUGCACGAGAUCGGCCCUCCCCGACCUCCCCGACCGUUAUUCACCCGUACCGUUCACUCCGACUCCGAUUGUCAUCCCGUCGUCCUCCACUUCUACUGUCCACCAAAUUACCACGAACAACGAAGGCUAGGCCAUCGCUUUCCCGUCGCCGUUAACUUUCACGGCGGUGGUUUCACGCUUGGCGCCGCUACGGAUGAUUCUCGCUGGGCGAAAAUAGUGCUGGACAAUGUCGGGGCCGUGAUGGUGAGUGUCAGCUACCGACGAGCCCCGGAGCACCCCUUCCCUGCGGCAGUAGACGAUGGAGUCGAGGCACUACUAUAUCUCGCUACACAUGCCAGCGAACUGGGAUUGGAUGUGAGUCGCGUGGCACUGAGCGGGUUCUCGGCAGGCGGUAACCUGGCUGUCACGGUGCCCUUACGGCUGCGUGGCCGAAUCUCCACGGAAGUGAAGGAACAUUUGGGUCGAGCGGAAUCCACACAAAAUUUGCUCAGUCAGGUCAGCGAUCUUAACAUUGUUGCCUUGUUCUGCUGGUACCCGAUUCUCGACUUUGAAGAAUCUCGCGACCACCGGCGUGCUAUGAGUAUGAUGCCGGAUAAGACUCUCCCAGCAUUUUUCACCACCCUCUUUGAUGAGGCUUAUCUUCCUGAUUUGGCCGAACGUGCUUCCCCCUAUGCCUCUCCAGUCCACGCAUCUGACCGUAUUCUGUCUGAAGCUCUUCCCCGCGACGUGUUUUUCUUCAUCUGCGAGUGGGACAUGUUGAUGAAGGAGGGUCAAGCUUUCGUUCGCCGCUUAGAAGGCCUUGGUAAACGCCCGCGUGCCAUGCUAAUCGAGAAAGCCCGGCAUGCAUGGGACAAGUCAGCCAAUCCGUGGCGGGACCAGAAAAGCGUCGACGUUUUAUACCGCGAUGCGUGUGCAGAUAUGAAGGCCAUCUUCGACCGGUGA
Messenger RNA from Penicillium robsamsonii, 1014 nucleotides. RefSeq names its product alpha/beta hydrolase. NCBI's taxonomy places the organism in Eukaryota, Fungi, Ascomycota, Eurotiomycetes, Eurotiales, Aspergillaceae. The transcript has a single exon. Bases 1 to 1014 code for a protein of 337 amino acids. The record is from RefSeq and is a predicted model, not a curated record. Gene Ontology annotation, molecular function: hydrolase activity.